GCAGACAAGCAACACUACUCCGGCCAGCCGUCCACAACAAAGUAUAGAGGUUCGUCGGAGUGUGUCGCUCCGCUCUUUUCGCGCUUUGUGCCGGUGCCGUGCGAGCGAGCGCGUGAGCCCUACAAGCUGAUCGCGGACGCGCGGUUUCCUGGGUGACAGGCCGCUACCGCCUUCGAGACCGAGGGAGCGACGAACACGAGCGAAAGAAAAGGAGUGCGCGUGGAAGAGAGAGGGAGAGAGAUAGAGCGCGCCCGCUCGACGACGACGACGACGGGGGGACACGUCGUUCGGCCGCGCAAGUGCGCCCGGGCGCCGUUGCGUUCGUGCACACGCCAUUCAUGAAGACAGACUCGUCUCUCCAGCAGCGGGGAGGUAGUAGCAGUGGUGGUGACGCAGUGGGUGUAGAGAGAGGUGAAGGAGUGAUUGCCAUGACUACGACAGGAGCCCAGUAUGCCCUCGCAGCAGCAUCCACCGGGGCUAAUAACAGUGGGGGUAGCUCCGCAGCGGUAGGGGUAGAAUCUAAGCCAAGUGUGGUUGUCGUGACUACUACUUCCAGUUCCAGUGGCAAUGGUAACGGAGCACAGAGUCAGUCAGCCAGAGGCCAGCAGCUUAUCACUGUUGUAACAAGCCCUGAUCCUUCCAGUCCAAAUAAUCUGCAACCUAUCCAGUUAUUGGUUCAGGAUUCGCUUGAAACGGCUGCAGAUUCUUCCAACGGUUCGACAGGUACAUCGGCACAUGUUACAGCACAAGUAGUAGUUAAUACUACUCACUCAGGCCAGCAUACUCUAGUGGACUCUGACGCUGCUUCGACGUCAGCUGGCACUAUCGUCAGUGAUUCCCCGCACUACAUUACAGUCACAGGCACCAGUGAUUCGCCAUCCUACGCGUCCCUCACAACGGCUGUAGUGUCCGGUGACGGAGAGGCGGUGGGGUCCGAAUCGGUUUCUCAUCCAACCUAUGUUCAAUAUGUUGAGGGGGAUGGUUCCACGUAUAUACCAGCGAAUGGCCAGAUGACAUAUCCUGUUUAUGCCGUCGGCGAGGCGGGAACGAUGUACACUCCAGGCUCAAGUCAAUACUACACUUCAGGAACAACACCAGUAACAUAUGCACAGGUCACGGGACAAGGCUCGAAUACAACCACUGGACAACUAUUAUCACAGGGCAAUGGCACGUACUUGAUCCAGCAGGGUGUAGUAGAGAGCGACCCGACCACUCAUGCGCUCAUAUCCGCGCGCGCCAGUCCGCAGACGGAAACGGCGGAGGCGGUGGUUAGCGGGGGUGGCGGGGCGUACUUGAUCAGCGGUAAUUCUGGAAGUACUACUGUCACCGUGGAAGAGGCAGCAGCCGCGGCUGCAAACAUGACGCAUGCCGCUAGAGUCUCCCAGGCCACCGUGCAAUGGUUAUUGGAAAAUUACGAAACCGCUGAUGGUGUGUCCCUUCCGAGAUCGACUCUUUACAAUCAUUACCUACGUCAUUGUUCCGAAAGCAAAUUAGAGCCCGUAAAUGCAGCCAGUUUUGGAAAAUUGAUACGAUCUGUGUUCUUAGGAUUGAGAACUAGGCGCUUAGGGACUAGGGGAAAUUCGAAAUAUCAUUAUUAUGGAAUUCGCGUGAAACCAAGUUCGCCUCUAGUUAUGUUGAAUGAGGAUGGCAUGUCAAGACAACAGCAGAGCGCAAACUCUCAAACCAAGCGAUUUAAAUUCGUCAAUCAAAAGCAGGAGUCGUCCUAUGAGAAUAACACGCACGUCAAUACAAAUAUCUCCUCCAACUCUUCGCCGCCGCAAUAUCAUCAGUAUCUCGGCGGAGCGAGCGGCGCCAUUCCCGAUUUCCCAGAGAUCUUUAUCACUCACGAUUCGUCUUUGCCUGAAGAUUGCACGCUCGAAGACAUCGAUACGUUCCGCAGCAUAUACAGGGAACAUUGCGAAGCGUUUUUAGACGCAGUACUAAAUUUCGAAUUUGCCACGGUGGAAAGUCUCUGGAGGGAAUUUUGGCGCAGCCAGGACAAUAAUAAUGGUGAUGAGUGCGAAGAGGAGAAGUAUUUAUCAAAAACUAAACUAUAUCAGAUGUGUAAGUGUACAGAGGUACAAGACUUUAUUAAAAAAGUGGACUAUACAUUCUAUCAGAAUCUAGUCGAAGUAUUAAUGCCUAAUGUAUUGCGACCAAUACCAAGUUCAUUGACACAGUCUAUCCGGAAUUUUGCGAAAGGACUAGAAUCUUGGUUACAAUCAGCAAUGGCCGACUGUCCCCAGGAAAUGACGCAAAUUAAGUUAACUGCGGUGUCAGCUUUUGCUCAAACUUUAAGGCGCUAUACAUCAUUAAAUCAUCUCGCACAGGCCGCGCGGGCGGUACUUCAAAAUUCUAGUCAAAUCAAUCAAAUGUUAGCUGAUUUGAACCGCGUUGACUUUCAUAAUGUACAAGAACAAGCGUCCUGGGUAUGCCAAUGUGAUUACGGAAUGGUACAACGUCUCGAGGCAGACUUUAAAGUAACAUUACAGCAACAAAAUUCACUGGAGGAUUGGGCAAUCUGGCUGAAAGGUGUUGUUACUCAAGUGCUUAAACCAUUUGAAGAGAAACCAACGUUCGCUAAAGCUGCACGUCAAUUUUUGCUCAAAUGGUCGUUUUAUAGCUCGAUGGUUAUCCGAGAUCUCACUUUGAGAAGCGCGGCGAGUUUCGGAUCUUUUCAUCUCAUCAGAUUACUUUACGACGAAUACAUGUUUUAUUUAAUAGAGCAUCAAGUCGCUAUCGCAACCGGGACUACGCCAAUAGCUGUAAUGGGAGAUAAAACUCAAAAUUGCUCUUUACUUAGUAACUUUGGAGCAACAUCUAAUGGAGAUGCAUCUAAUGCGAGCCAACCGAAACGUACGAAGCUAAGCUAACUGCGUGCCUACGCUCUUUAGUUUUGUGAGUAAAUCGGUAGCACACAAAAAUGCGGGGAUAGCACGAAAGCAUGCAGGCCUACAUACAAGAGCACACUAGUCUCGUAAAUUAUUAUUUUAUAUAACGUCAGAUUAUAAUUACGACUUAUAAGAAGAGGAUUUUUGCAUAAUGCCCACGAUGUAUACAACUUAAGUAAGUCUGUGUGAUAUAAGAUAUAAAAAGGGGGGAGGGAUAUUGUAUUGUAUUCCGCGAAGCCUUGUCUCAUUAACAGGUACGGCGCAGGUUUAAGGUAUCGCUGGCACGAUGUUUAGUAUGUUAGUAUAUAUCAAAUCUAGUCAAAACAUCUUUGGGGGAAAAAAAAUGAAUAUACGGGACCAUGAAUUUGUCAUGCCCUUACUAGACAUAUGGAAAGCCCACUCAAUCAUGAUUUCCAUUGAUUACUUAAUGAUGCAUUUAUUAAAUGAAAGUUAAUUUACUUUUAUAUAAUAUUUUUUGUGAUUUAUAAUGUACAAUCAAUAUUUUUUAAGACAGAUUUUUACAUUCAAUUAAAGUUUUAAAUUUUACUUCUACCUAAAUUAAUUCGUAUGCAACAGCAAUGUCAAAGGAGUGCGUUAAAACAUACAUAUCCAUUUGUUGUAACAAUGUCUUUCUUAAAUUAGUUGACGAAAUGUUUGAAGAAAACUGUAUUGAGUGGGCUUGAAAUGAAUAUCAGUUUGUGCAAACAAAGACGCGAAAAAUCAGAGUAUCUUACGAGAUAAAACAUCUACCUUACACUCGCGAAUUUUGUUUUGCACAAAUUACCCGCAACCAAUUACAAAAAUCCGCCCUGCCGACGGUAACAUGUCAAAAGUAUUCCUACCGGAAUAGAAAACAAUUUAGAUUGCUGUAACAAUAUAUAAACUUUUAAAGCUUACACAUAUAUCCGACAUUCAUAUUUUUUAACGUAAUUUAUUGAUUGAACAUCGAGUUCUCUGUGUGGAAGUCUGUCUGAAAGCAGUUUCCACUGCAGUCCGUUGCUAUUCUCUCAGUAUAAUUAAAUGAAUAGUACAAAAUUGCUAAGGAAAGGAGAGAGAAAGAUGCAAAUAUACCGAGAUCAUUUUAAUUUACUGGUGGAAUAUGCAGUCGUACACACAUGCGUCUUAUACAUUGAAUAUACAUGUUUUAACAUAACAGAUGGAAUGCAUGUUGUUGAAGUUAAAGGAGAAACCGCGUAUCUUCGUAUAUCAAAGUAUAUAAUACAAGAGUGUCUUCAAUUACGCUCGAUAUUCCAAAAUUGGUUGACGAUAUCUAUAAUAAAAAUAUGUGUCGGUAUAUGUUUUAUAUCCAUAGGCAUUCUAAUAGUCUUUUGUAUUAUAAAAAAUAGAUGUAAGUCCAAUAUCGCAAAAGUUUUGUAUGUUGAGUUUCAUUUGUUUUUGUAAAUUAUUUAAGGCGAUUUAAUAUAUAUAUAUGUUUGCGCGGUUGCGAAUGUUGCGCAACAGCGUGGUUGCGUUACACGUUUUUAUUUGUUCGAACAUGAAGUUAAUCUUACGUCAUUUUAUUUAUAACGAAUUGUCAUAUAUCCGUACGUUUGUAGAGUUGCUUCUUGAACAUCGAAGACAUAAGGAAGAGAUAAAUCAAAUCGGCAUUGACCUAAUUAUUUAUAAUGUAGCACCAAAGCAGUAAUAAUCUAACGCGUCCAUUUUUCCAUGAUAUAAUUAUCUUACUUAACUAGAACUAUUGAUUUAAUGUAUAUCUUUAGGUGGACUGUACAUUUACGUAAUUUGCGAGUAAGCCUGCAUUACGGGCGAAAAAUCCAAUUGAUAUAUGUAUAUGAAUGUAAAAAUAUUUUUAAUAUUCCGUACGAUAUAGAUGCGUGUAAUCGCGCAGGUUCUCAACGAAACCAAAGUGCACCAUUGCAUAGAUUAAUUCACAACUGUUUGACUUGUUUUUUGUGACUUUAGCAUAAUGAGCAUUGGCAAAUGCUUUAUUUUUCAAACUCUUAUUAAUUCGUUAAUAUGCGUAUAAAUUACGGGAAACUGAACGAAAGGAAUGACGAGAUUGCUUAUGAGAAUUGUAUUCUUUACAUAGCUUGCAACAUUAUAUACUGAAUUAGUAUCACACUUCUCUAUUACAAAGUAUCAGAUGUAUAUAAUUUUUGCACUGAAGAAAAGUCGCAGUUUAAUGCCGACGAUAAUGAUAAUAAUGCUCGAGAUCCUGACUCAGCAACAGUAAUUUACUGAAUCCGAAUAAAUAUCUUUUUGCAUAAUGACAUAGUAGGCAAUGGAUUCCUACUAGAUCAGGAACUAACUCGCAUUUUAUUGAAUUCCUGAAGAUACGCAACUUCCUAGAAACAAACUGAACGUUUGGCAAAGAGGAAACUUGGUGCCUUUUAUUUUAUAAAGAAGAAAAGAACAUAGGCAUUUUUUUACACGGCAUCCUAGUUGUAAGAUGAGCGCAAGAAAAUUAUCGAAAUAGUAUAAAAUAGUGUAAAAUCUACGCUUAAUUUAUGUUAUUUUGUUUGUGUCUUGUCCUUAUAAAAAAAAGGUCUAUUGUAUCUCACAAGAUUUUUAGUAUCAAUACACAAAAAAGUCAGGCAGUUCUAUAAAAAUACUAAUUUUUAAGCAUAAAUAUGAUUUGAAAUUUGUUUCACUGCUCAACUGUCGACAUUUAUUUAUUUGCAUACGUUGCACACGUGCUUUAUCAUUAACAUGCAUACGUUUCGUUAAACAUUACAAUAGUUUUUGUGAACUUAUUUACAUGAGGCUUAAAAUAAAUGAACACCUCACCGGUGAACAACGUACGGACAGCAAAAGACAAGUUUUACAAAAUCUCUUUUGGUCGUAUUUUAUUUUCACUUUUGCGCUCGUCUCACAGAUAAGUGAUUUAUGUUUAAGGAUUAAAUGCAUAUUUUUACGAAAAUAUUGAAAUGUGAGAACGUAUCUCGCGAUUUAAUUCCGUUUCGUUACUAUCGAUUCAAAUUUUGCGUCCAUAUCCUGCGAAUAUUAUCUCUUCCACGUGAAUUAAUAUUUACUUCUACCGACGAUCUUGAUAAAAACGGUACUAUAAGAAAACUGAUCUCACCAUUUGCAUAGUGAUGAAAAUUGAAAAAUAACGCUACCACUACAAAAAAUGUCUAGCAUAUAUACAUUUAAUUUAUUGAAUAGGAUUAUUAUGUACUAGUCAGAAAAGAUUUGGUAGUGUCUAAGUGGUGAGAAACAGGGAUUGAAGGAGAACGGGGAGAAUACACAUCGCACAGUACAUCGAGCAGAAUUUAGGACGUUUCUGUAACUGUAAUGAGCUUAUAUGUGUAAAGAUAUAAAAAAAAAUCUAUCGUCGAUAUGUGUACGUAGAAUGUAAGGAUAUGGCUUUAUAUGGAACGACUCGUGGCGUUCUUUCGCCGCCGAUAGAAAUCCGAGAUCGGCAAGCAAAACGACACGGGUACCGGAAAGAAAUGCACAUGGGUGGGAAAGAAAAUCCACACGUUUCUCUGAGAUGCCCGGUGCAUUCUACCGUAUCCGUCGCGUUGUGCUUGUACUACUUUAAGAUUAGAGGAAUCGCUCUAAUUGUAAGUUUUACAAUCGCCGCGAUGAUCGGUGGGUAAAAGUAGUCCGAUAGUUACUGUACGCAAGAUCAAACACACACAUCGUGGUUUCCUAUGUUGCGAGAUAAGUAAACACGGCCUUAAAUAUUUCCGACUUACCGUACGACGGAGAGGGAAAAAUAAAACUAUAGGGAGAAAGAGGGAGUGGGAGAACGAUAAGGGGUGGACGGGGGACAGAUUUGAGAAGAAAAAAAAAAAGAAUCACUGCGUUCCGAAAGAAAAAGCAGGAAAAGAAAAAGUAGAAGUGUCAUCGUUUUUCCUUGUGACGUAUAGAAAAUAUUUUGAUACCUCCAGAUUUGCAUAAAUCAAGUGUCAUUCGUUACCGCUUGGAUAAGAUUAUUUUUACUGAACGCCGCUCAAAAUGAGAAAAAAAAAGAGAGAGAAAGAGAAAGAAACAACAGCAAGAAAAAAAACAAUAUAUGAAUCGCGCGAGACGUAAGAAUCUCUAAGAGUCUGUGUGAAUGUGCGGAUCACGAGAAAUAAAUAAUAAAUAUAUGUUUAAAACUUGUAA
Messenger RNA from Linepithema humile (Argentine ant), 6965 nucleotides. It is a transcript of the gene Rfx, whose product is annotated as regulatory transcription factor Rfx. The record is from RefSeq and is a predicted model, not a curated record. Gene Ontology annotation, molecular function: RNA polymerase II cis-regulatory region sequence-specific DNA binding; DNA-binding transcription factor activity, RNA polymerase II-specific. NCBI's taxonomy places the organism in Eukaryota, Metazoa, Arthropoda, Insecta, Hymenoptera, Formicidae. Gene Ontology annotation, biological process: regulation of transcription by RNA polymerase II.